Molecule: messenger RNA, 3077 nt
Organism: Hemibagrus wyckioides
Lineage: Eukaryota; Metazoa; Chordata; Actinopteri; Siluriformes; Bagridae
Product: cytochrome P450 2G1-like
Exons: 9
Coding region: 62-1534 (490 amino acids)
Biological process (GO): xenobiotic metabolic process
Cellular component (GO): cytoplasm; intracellular membrane-bounded organelle
Molecular function (GO): iron ion binding; oxidoreductase activity, acting on paired donors, with incorporation or reduction of molecular oxygen, reduced flavin or flavoprotein as one donor, and incorporation of one atom of oxygen; heme binding
Source: RefSeq, a predicted model, not a curated record
UCCAGUGAGAAAAUACAUUCAGUAACAGAUUCUCCAAAACUAUUGUUUCUAGUGUAGAGCUAUGGACAUCCCCAGCACUUUACUUUUGUUGGGUUUAGUAACAGCUCUGUUAAUAUUGCUCAGAUGGAGGAACAAGCCAAACAAUCUUCCUCCUGGACCUACAGCUUUGCCUCUAGUUGGAAACAUUCUUACUAUGGACAACCGUGCACCCUUUAAAACCUUUCUAAAGUGGAGUAAGACGUAUGGUCCCGUGAUGACUGCGUAUUUGGGACCCCAGAGAGUCCUUGUCCUGGUGGGUUAUGACACAGUGAAGGAGGCCCUUGUUGACAACGCGGAUGAUUUCGUUGGCAGAGCCCCAGUUCCUUUUGCGUUUAGAAUUCUGAAAGGAUAUGGGCUUGUUAUCAGUAACGGAGAGCGUUGGCGUCAGCUCAGGAGGUUCUCGCUCACUACACUGAGAGACUUUGGGAUGGGACGCAAGAGGAUGGAGAGCUGGAUACAGGAAGAGAGCAGACACUUGCAGGAAAUCAUCAACAAAACAAAUGCUUCUCCAUUUGACCCUAUGUUCAACCUGAGCAGAGCUGUGUCCAACAUCAUCUGCGCACUGGUGUUUGGCCAGCGCUUCAGUUAUGAAGACAGUCAAUUCCUGCGUCUGCUCCAGAUCAUCUCCAGUGUACUGCAGUUUGGAAGCAGCUCAUGGGGACAGUUGUAUAAUAUCUUUCCAUGGCUGAUUGAGCGACUUCCUGGUAAGCACCUCAAUGCUAUUGACCAAGUGGAAGAAGUCAAGGCUUUUUCUAGACGCAGAGUACAAGAGCAUAAAGACAGUUUGGAUCCCGACAACCCACGAGACUUCAUUGACUGCUUCCUUAUCCGACUCAACGAGGAAAAGGACAAUCCCAAUACAGAGUUUCACUUUGACAAUUUGAUCGCCACUCUCUUAAACUUAUUCCUCGCUGGAACUGAGACCACCAGCACUACAAUCAGAUAUGCUCUGAUGUUACUGAUCAAGCACCCUGAAAUACAGACUCGCAUGCAGAAAGAGAUCGACGCCGUGAUUGGACGAGAGAGGAGCCCUUCAAUGGAAGACAGGAAGUCCCUACCAUUUACUGACGCAGUGAUCCAUGAAGUGCAGCGCUAUGUGGAUCUUGUGCCGCUCAAUGUUCCACAUUACGCCACACAUCCCAUUAAAUUCAGAGGCUACACGAUUCCCAAGGGCACGAUAAUCCUCCCCUUGCUUCACUCGGUUCUGAGGGAUGAGGAACACUGGGAGAAGCCCUGGACAUUUAACCCCAAACACUUUUUGGACACAGAUGGCAACUUUAAAAAGAACCCUGCUUUCAUGCCUUUUUCUGCAGGUAAGAGGUCCUGUGUGGGUGAGUCUCUGGCACGCAUGGAGCUGUUUAUUUUCCUGGUGUCUCUGCUGCAACAUUUCACCUUUACCACACCUGGAGGACCCGAGAGCUUGGACAUCACUCCUGAAAUUAGCGGCCUUGCCAACCUGCCCCGCAAAUACCAGCUCAUUGCUACCCCCCGCUGAACUGGGGCGUUACUACAGGCUGAUUACCGUGACCACUAGUGCAAAGAUCUCACAGAUAUUCAUUAAUCUAAAGAUAAUAUUUUUUUAAUAAACCAUACAGGUAUAUAGAGGAAUGAAUGUUAUGUUUAGACAAAAUCUAUUACAUCAUUAAGUUUUGAUUUUGAAUAUUCACUGAAUCCACUAUAGCCUCUGUUUACACAGCAGAUUUGUCUGAAAUGUUUUGUUUCAAUAGAAGCUUUGUGUAAGCACAUUAUAUUAAGGUGCUGCUUAUAGAUAAUAGACAGAGCUUGAACUUGAGCUUGAGCUUGAACAGAGCUUGCACAAGAGAGGAGAAGUUCAUUUAGAGUUACCAGCCUCAGAAAUCACCAAUUAACAGCACCUCAGAUUAGAGGCGUUAUGAAGGCUUUACAGAGCAUCAGUAGCAGACAUAUCUCAAUAUCAACUGUUCAAAGGACAUUAUUGUGUAUUUCGGCCGACUUCAGCAUUGUUUUACAAUGUAGAAAGAAAUAAACAUCAGGAAAGACCAUGGAAUUAGAAGGUGUGUCCAAACUUUUCACUGGUAGUGUAUAUACUAAGAUAAAGACCCAGACUAGGGACAUCAAUUAAAAUAUAAGAAAUAGAUAUUUAAUUUCCUAUCUUGAAAAUAUCACAAUAUAUUAUUUUUCUCUAAAGUAUUUAGCAGUACAAAUGAACUGCAUGCAGCUAAGAAGGGUCUUUGGCAUACCUCACUAAUGACUGUGUCUGAGUUGUUAUACAGUACAAAGCAUGUCAAAAUGAGAGAAAUAUCUCACUUUUAAAGGUUCUUCAUCUUUUAUUUCUUUUCGUUUUAAUGUUGCAGGAUUUUCACUUUGCUGAAUACUGUCUGGUGAUAUAGAAAAAUUAUUAUUAAUAUCAGUAAGUUUUUGCUUUUAUCUUGUGAUAUUUAACAAAACAAACUGACAUGUAAUAUUCAUGCCCCCCCCCCCCUUUUUUUUUCUUAUUUCUAUAUUUUAUUGGGCUGGCAUGACAAAAGGACAACCUAAAAUUGAAAAGCAGAUACUGUAGAGAGAUACUAAGGAUAAUAGUAACCUAUAUGCUAAACACUAUACUAGUACUUUGGAGUUGAAGCUGUUAUGUAGUGUUUGUAAUACUUCAUGUGACUACACUUCUAAGCAAUACAGCUAUAUGAUAGAUGAUUGUGAUUCAUGCUGUAGCUGGACCAUUCACUUGUGGAUGCGAACGAGGAAUUCAUGCUCUUCAUCCAUAGCUCUGUACAGUCGAGGUAAGCUUUCCGGUCCUCUUUACUUUUAGACAAAGCCACAUACAACAGCCUGCUGAACAACUGAACUUUCUCUUCAUGGCUUCCACAGGAGAGGAGUAGCAUACAAAGCUAUUCCCAGCACACAUCAAGAGAUCUCAAACACUUGAAUUAGCACAAGGACUUUAGAUCUGUUGUUUGUUGCACUCUGUCUUGCAUAUGACUUAUUCAUUUUUUUUUGUGUUUGUGAAUGCUCACUUUUUUUUUAAUUGUGUUUUGUACUAAUUAAAUAUUCAUAUACAUAUG